AUGCGCCACAGGAAGUACUAUCUCGUGCUCGAGGUGAGAGACAUCCCUACUACAUGGCCAUGGGGAAGAUGUAUGGGCAGUGAUUGUGGUCCAGGUGGCAGUCAAAGCCGGGCAGUCUGGUGUGCCCAUGUGGAAGGCUGGACUACGCUACACACGAACUGUGACCAGGGCCAGAGGCCCUCAAAUCAGAGAAACUGUUUCCGUGUGUGUGACUGGCACAAGGACCUUUAUGACUGGCGAUUGGGUGCCUGGAAUGAGUGUGUGUCAGUGUCAGCGAGGACAUUUGGGGCUCCCCGGCCCUCCAUAUGCAGCGGGGGUGAAGAGGGCAUUCAAAUGCGAGAGGUGGGCUGCGUACUCAACUCUGAUGGAUCACCAGCAGAGGAUGCCAUCUGUGAGUACUUUGAGCCAAAGCCUCGCUUGGAGCAGGCAUGCUUAAUUCCCUGCCCUCAAGACUGUGUGGUUUCCGAAUACUCUCCUUGGACCUCUUGCUCUAAAACCUGUGGGACAGGUCUCAUCAACCGUGUCCGUAGCGUCUUAGUACCUCCGCUUUUUGGAGGUGCAGUCUGUCCCAACCUGACGGAGUUCCAGUCCUGUAAACUGGGGGCCUGCACGGGUCCUGAGAGUCUAUACAGCCUCAGGAUUGGAUCCUGGAGCUCCUGCAACUUCCCACAGACUCGGCCUGUGCGGCAGGUCAAGCGCAGGAAAGGUAAAGGACCCGGUGUCAGGGAGAGAGCUGGGGUUAAGGAUCCAGAGACCAGGGAGCUUAUUCAGAAGAAACGAAGCAGAAACCGUCUGAACCGUCAAGAAAGCCCUUUCUGGGAUAUACAGGUGGGCUACCAGACCCGAGAGGUGACCUGCGCACACAGGAAUGGGACAACUGUCGAACUCAAACUAUGCACACCAAGAUACCUGCCACUGAUGGUCCAGUCCUGCGUUCUCCCCAAGUCCUGCCAACUGACUGACUGGGCGGACUGGGGUCCCUGUUCCAAGACCUGUGUGGACCCCAACUCGCCAGCCGGCAAGCGUACCCGAAGCAGACGCGUGCUCCAGUUCCCCGUGGGAGACGGGGAAGUCUGCCCUCCGUUGGAGGAGUCGGAGCCAUGCGAACCCCAGGGUGACGGGGUGCCCCCCUGUGCCGCUUACACCUGGAGGACCACCGAGUGGAGCGAUUGCCGGGUGGACUUGUUGCUAAGCCAACAGGACCGUCGGCGUAGCAACCAGACGGGACUGUGUGGGGGUGGCCUGCAGACCAGGGAAGUUUACUGUGUCCAGGCCAAUGCUGAGCUCCUGACAUACCUCAACAACCUCCGUGAAAAAGACAAAGCGGGUCAGACCCAAAGACAGCAGAAGCCUAGUGUUCCCCCACUCCUCUCCAUCACAUUCCAGAUUACAGCCUCCCGUCCGGUGGAAAACAAGCUUUGUGAAGACCCCAUCCCCAACAGAUCCCAGCUGUGCCACAUCCCGUGUCCGACUGAAUGUGACGUGUCCCCAUGGGGGGCCUGGGGACCGUGCACCUUUGAGAACUGUAACGACCAGGUUGGGAAGAAAGGUUUCAAAUUGAGGAAGCGACAAAUCACCAAUGAGCCAACUGGAGGUCCUGGAAACUGCCCCCACCUGGUGGAGGCAGUGCCUUGUGAUGAGCCCAUGUGUUAUGACUGGCGGCUGGUCAGCUUGGAGCAGUGCAUCCCCGACAAUGAGAAGCCCUGUGGCCCUGGAAUGCAGGUUCAGCAGGUCCAGUGUGUCAACAGUAAUGGGGAGGAAGUAGACAGCAGUCUCUGUGCCUCCAUCCCAGCUCCAGAGCCUGUGCUCUGCGAGGUACCCUGUUCCAGGGACUGUGUCCAGAGUGACUGGACCCCCUGGUCUACCUGCUCUCAGACCUGCUCCAGCAAGACCAUUGAAGGCAAACAGAUGAGGACCCGAUCCAUUUUGGCUUACAAUGCUGGUGAAGUGACUGCAAUGGUAGUGGCAUGGAUCACAGUGAUGGAGGGUCUUUCCCAGGUGCCAAAGUUCCCAGAACUUUUUGGUGGUGCCCUGUGCCCAAACAGCAGCGCCCUUCAGGAGAUGAGAAACUGUAAUGAGCAUGCCUGUACAGUGUACCACUGGCAGACGGGGCCCUGGGGUCUGUGCACAGACGACCCCUCCUCCUCUGCCCUCAACACCACCACGGAUGGCCAGGCACCAUGCUCGAUGGGCUUGCAGACUCGCAAGGUCAUCUGUGUUCGGGUUAACGUGGGACAAGUGCCACCCAAGAAGUGUCCGGAUGGUCCUCGUCCUGGUACGGUGCGGCCUUGUCGACUCCCCUGUAAGAAAGACUGCAUUGUGACCCCAUUUAGCGACUGGACACCCUGCCCUCUCACUUGUGAUGCAGCCGGUAACAUUGUGAAGACAAAGCAGACAAGGAACCGUCUCAUCAUCCAAAUGCCGUCCAAUGGGGGACAGGACUGUCCGGAAGUUUUGGAGGAGGAGAGGGACUGUGAGGCCCCAAAGGUUUGCCCAGGGUUCAGAUGGAAGACCCACAAGUGGAGAAAGUGCCAGCUGGUUCCAUGGUUUCUCAGGCAGGACAGCCCUGGGGCCCAGGAGACCUGUGGACCAGGUCUUCAAACAAGAGCGGUAUCAUGUCGCCAGCUGGAUGGGACGCAGGCCGACAUCAGUGAAUGUCUGAAAUUCGCCAAGACCAUGCCUCCCGUCAUUCAACGCUGCCAGCUCCCUUGCCAGGAUGACUGCCAACUUACCAACUGGUCCAAGUUCUCCUCUUGCACAGCUGACUGUGUAGGGGUCCGCACCAGAAAGAGGGCUUUGAUAGGGAGGAGCAAGAAGAAGGAUAAGUGCAAGAACACCCAAAUGUACCCUCUGAGCGAGACCCAAUAUUGCCCCUGUGACAAGUAUAAUGCUCAACCUGUGGGUAAUUGGUCUGACUGUAUCUUGCCUGAGGGUGGUCGGGAGUGUGGCCAGGGCUACCGCUACCAGGCCAUGGUGUGUUAUGACCAAGACAACAGGUUGGUGGAGACCUCGCGCUGUAACAGUCACGGCUACAUUGAGGAGGCGUGCAUCAUCCCCUGUCCAUCAGACUGUAAGCUCAGUGAGUGGUCAAACUGGUCACGCUGUAGCAAGUCCUGUGGCAGCGGGGUCAAAGUUCGCUCCAAGUGGCUUCGGGAGAAACCUUACAACGGUGGGCGGCCCUGCCCCAAACUGGACCACAUCAACCAGGCCCAGGUGUAUGAGGUUGUGCCAUGUCAGAGUGACUGUAAUCAGUACGUCUGGGUGGCCGACCCAUGGAGUGUGUGGAAGGUCAGCAACGUGGACCUAAAGGAGAACUGCGGAGAGGGUGUUCAGACCAGAAAAGUCAGGUGCAUGCUCAACACCAUAGAUGGACCAUCGGACCCUGUGGAGGACUAUCUGUGUGACCCGGAGGAGAUGCCCCUGGGAGCCAGAGAGAGUCGGCUGCCUUGCCCAGAGGACUGUGUGCUGAACGACUGGGGGACCUGGAGCCGCUGCAGCCUACCCUGCACCAGAACCAUCAGUCGGGUGAGGACAGCAUACACCCUGCGUUCACCCAGCGUUGGACGACAGUGUCCAGAUACCACUGACAAGGAGCCCUGCAGCCUAAAUCUGAACUGCUUCAACUAUUUCUACAACAUCACAGACUGGAGUACCUGUCAGCUCAGCCCUAACGCUGUAUGUGGUACAGGCAUUAAAACAAGGAUGCUGGACUGUGUUCGUAGCGAUGGCAAGUCUGUGGACCUCAAGUUCUGUGAGGAGUUAAAUUUGGAGAAGAAGUGGCAGAUGAACAUUUCCUGCAUGGUUGAGUGUCCCGUCAACUGCCAGCUGUCAGAGUGGUCGGCCUGGUCCGAGUGUUCACAGUCCUGUGGAUUGGAAGGAAAGAUGUGGCGGCAGAGGUCGGUGGUUCAGGCCUCUCAGGGUGAUGGGCGGCCGUGCCCGCCUCAGAUGGAGCAGUGGAAACCCUGUCCUGUCAGGCCCUGUUACCGAUGGCAGUACAGUCCCUGGUCCGAGUGUAGAGUGGAGGGCGUGGUGUGUGGACAUGGCAUGCGCUACAGAAGCCUGUCCUGUUUCGUGUCUGACGGCUCCGGGGAUGGCGAGGGCAGCCUGGUGGACGAGGAGCUGUGUAGUAGCCUGGAAAUGGAAGUCAACAGAGAGAAGCAGAUCAUACUGAAGGAGACCUGUAUCCUGCCAUGCCCAGGGGAAUGCUACUUAAUGGAGUGGUCGGACUGGAGCCCAUGUGUGAGCGUGUGUGUCAAGGGAGCCGGCGUGGUCUUUGGCUCUGUCCAGGUGCGCUCACGGGCUGUCAUGGCCCAGGAGCCUGAGAACCUGCAGCUUUGCCCUGACCAGUCCUGGGAGUCUCGGCCCUGCACUGGUGGCGAGUGUUACGAGUACAAAUGGAUGAGCAGUGAGCGUCCAAACUCUACCCGCCCCAUCAGCUGGUGCCAGCGGUCAGAUGGACUCAAUGUCACAGGAGGCUGCCCCCCCAACAGGCCCCGGGUAGACAACAGCUCCUGUGAUCCUCCCUGUCUAAUGCCAAAGGCUUUCUGCAGUGAGGCUGGAGUUUGCAUGUGCGAGGACGGGUACACAGAGGUACUGUCCCCUGUCGGGCAGCUGGACCAGUGCGCCCCCAUCCCAGUCCUGGAGAUCCCCACGGCCGGGGACAAGAAGGCAGAUGUGAAGACCAGUCGUGCCAUUAAUCCCACCCUGCCUACCACUAUCCAGCCUGGACGUACUGGACGCACCUGGUAUCUACAGCCAUACGGACCAGAUGGGAAGCUGAAGAUGUGGGUGUACGGUGUAGCGGCUGGAGCCUUCGUGCUCCUGAUAUUCAUAAUUUCUAUGAUAUACCUAGCUUGCAGCUACUGUGCCAAGGCGUGUCGUUCACUUAAGGCCCAAGAGUCUGACGCCAAUGGGGCAGUGGUAUGGAUGGGCCAAAACGCACACGAGUUGACUUACACCUGUCCCGAUUGCCAAGAGUUGGCCCAAAGUGGCGCCAAUGGCUAA
Lampris incognitus (smalleye Pacific opah) is the source of this 5004-nucleotide messenger RNA. It is a transcript of the gene thsd7ab, whose product is annotated as thrombospondin type-1 domain-containing protein 7A. The record is from RefSeq and is a predicted model, not a curated record. The coding region runs from base 1 to 5004 and encodes 1667 amino acids. Gene Ontology annotation, cellular component: plasma membrane. Gene Ontology annotation, biological process: actin cytoskeleton organization. Lineage: Eukaryota; Metazoa; Chordata; Actinopteri; Lampriformes; Lampridae. The transcript is spliced from 33 exons.